UGUGGGGUCAGGAAGGCUUUCUGACUAGGCAGCCACAUCUACACAGACCAGGCAGAGCUAAUGAGACAUAAUAAAAGUAUGACUCUGUAAAGAUGAAGAGAUAAGAUGGAGGAAGACAACGAUGACAACCCAGCAGCUGGAGGAGGAGGAGAGUCUGAACCCAAAUCUGUACCAUCUGCAGCCAAUGAGAAAGUGAUACCUGAACUCACACUUGUGUUAAUUGGUGACAGAGAUUCCAUUGAGAUUGGAUCAAAAAACAUCUUACUUGACCAUGAUGGACAAACUAAUGUGGAACAGUUUUCAACCAGACUGUAUGAUUUUUGUGGUCGGAACGUCUCUGUCAUUAACAUGCUUGGUCUACAAAACAUUAAUAAAUUCCCAUUGAAUCAGGGAAUUCAUGCAUUUCUCUUACUGUUACCAAAUGGUCUGCAUACCAGCCAUUACAGUUCAGGAAUGCAGUGGUUAGAAAAAGCUUUUGGGAAAGGAUCACUUGCUUAUGUAAUGACAGUUGUGACUCAUAAGUCAGGGGAAAACUCUGAAAGUGCCCUGACAGACCUGAGAGCAAACAGCAGUUUUGUUGAAAAAAGAUUCCACACAUGUACAAGAAGUAUGAUGGAUGAAAAAGAGAUAAUAGAUCUGCUGGAAAAAAUAGACAUAAUGGUCUCUGAAAAUGGUCACCACUGCAACAGUGGAGUGAUGUGUGAUGAAAAAGAAGAGCAGAAACUACACCUGCUGGACCACGAAGAAGAAACAAUGGAUUCCUCAGUGUUUCAGCCAAAUCUAAGAGUAGAGGAGUUGGAGGAGAAUUCAGCUGAAAUCAAGUGUGAUCCAGUGAAUGAACCUGGUGAAGGUGAAGACUCAGAGAAGAAUGAUGACAACACAGGAGGAGAGUCUGCAAUCACAUCGGUAUCAUCUGUAAAUAAUGAGAACGGAGAGGCUGAUGAAGUGUCAGGUUCAGGGAACAGAACUCAAGUGCAGACUGGAGUAGGUGGUAAAGAAGCUGUGAGUGUGGGCAGGCAGAAGGAGUACUGGAUCAGAAGAUGGCUGGGCUGGCUGAUGUGGUGCUGGGCUGUGUUCCUCAGUGGGGCUGCAUACUUGAAGUUCCAGUGUGUGGCGUGGCUAUUGGCUGCAGAGGCUUCCGAAGUAGAGGAGUUGGAGGAGAAUUCAGCUGAAAUCAAGAGUGAUCCAGUGAAUGAACCUGGUGAAGGUGAACACUCAGAGAAGAAUGAUGACAACACAGGAGGAGAGUCUGCAAACAAUGAGAAAGGAGAGGCUGAUGAAGUUAAAGAUGUCAGCAAUGAAAGCAGCAGUAAGAUGACUGAGGGGUCGAUGGAGGAGAGUGACGCAGUGAAGGACACAAGUCCAACCUCUCAGACUGUUUCUACAGCAACCAAAGAACUAGAGGAGUUGGAGGAGAAUUCAGCUGAAAUCAAGAGUGAUCCAGUGAAUGAACCUGGUGAAGGUGAACACUCAGAGAAGAAUGAUGACAACACAGGAGGAGAGUCUGAAAACACAUCUGUACCAUCUGCAAAUAAUGUGAAAGGAGACAAGCUUGAGGAGAAUGCAGCUGAUUCAGUUGUAAAGCGAAAUCUAGGGGAUGUACCUGGUGAUCAACAAUCAAAGAAUGAAGACAGCUCAACAGUAGGAGGAGAAUCUGAAAACAAGCCUGUACAAUCUGAAACAACUGAUAAAGGUCGCUCAGAUAAAGAUACAAGUGGAAACCAGGAGCAGUCAGUGGAGAUGUCUGAAGAGAUCAACAAGAAACAACAAUAUCAAAGAGAAACUGAAAAACUGUUUGCCAGACUUCACCUUCAAGACAAACAACAGAAGUUGACACCAGCAGAUUUUCUUAAAAUAGGUCCACCUGUAAAAACAGGACCAUGA
Molecule: messenger RNA, 1884 nt
Organism: Perca fluviatilis (European perch)
Lineage: Eukaryota; Metazoa; Chordata; Actinopteri; Perciformes; Percidae
Exons: 15
Coding region: 106-1884 (592 amino acids)
Source: RefSeq, a predicted model, not a curated record